Puntigrus tetrazona (Sumatra barb) is the source of this 3041-nucleotide messenger RNA. It is a transcript of the gene cdc42ep4b, whose product is annotated as CDC42 effector protein (Rho GTPase binding) 4b. The coding region runs from base 512 to 1504 and encodes 330 amino acids. The record is from RefSeq and is a predicted model, not a curated record. Lineage: Eukaryota; Metazoa; Chordata; Actinopteri; Cypriniformes; Cyprinidae. The transcript is spliced from 2 exons.
CUGAGGACUCUUGAACUACGUUAGUGCGCCAUCGCGCUUUGAACAGUCAGUACGUGUAGACGCGCUCGUCCGGAUUCCGCGUUAUUUGUGCCGUUUAGUCACUUUUGAUUAUCCAAAAACGCGUGGUUGCAACAUAAAGCUGUCUGAAGUUUGAAGGAUACUGGAAGCAUCCGUCAGGCCGAGCGUGUGUUUGGUUAUCAUUCACUUCUCUUUUGUUUGGAGCGUGAUUCCAUUGAACUUGCUCUAUUGUUGUUGGACGAGAAGCUCAACUUGGCGUUGAGGCUCCUGGGAUCCAGUACUACGGAGAAAACAGUGGUCAAUUUGCAGAUGUUGAAAGCUGGACACUAUACUUUAAGGAUAAAAAUGGCCAUGUGUCCUGGAUACUUGGAAGAAUUUUCAUCCUGACCACUAUCCUGGAUCUACACCGUCCUAGGAAAGCGUGACUAAUCUCUUGGCAAAGAAAGACUUUGGUGAUUUAAUUUUUCUGUGGACCGUAUUUUGAGAAGUCAUCAUGCCUAUUCUGAAGCAGCUUGUGUCCUCGUCCUCCCAGUCAAAGCGGCGUUCUCGUGCUGACCUGACUGCGGAGAUGAUCAGCGCACCUCUGGGAGACUUCCGUCACACUAUGCACGUGGGUCGAGGAGGCGACGCGUUCGGAGACACCUCCUUUCUUAGCAGUCGCUCAGGAGAGCCUCCAAAGGAGCCCGAAGUACAGCAGAGCUCACCUAAACAGAGCCUUCUUUCCCGUACAUUCCGAAGCAGUAAGCGCUCCCAAUCUGCCAAUCGUGACAAGCUUGACAAAUCCAAACUGGCGCCCCCUGGUGGCUCACCAAGUUAUGUAAAAAACGCAAUCUCGCUGCCAUAUUUGAAUGACGAGGACGCAGGACGUGGUACUGGAGUCCACCUUCCCAAGAGCGUGUCUUCAAGUCCUUUAAAGAAACUUCCAGAAGACGAAAUAAAGCCAGUUAAUGGAGCCACGGCGCAUGCUGUAUCAGACAUAGAGCUGGAUGAGAAGAGUUUCGGAGAGCUGACUGAUUUGCGUCCAUCGGUUCCUUUCACCGGAGGCAUGAAACAUGCAGAAUCCAUCAUGUCCUUCAACAUUGAUCUGGGUCCAUCCAUGCUGGGCGACAUCUUGAGCGUGAUGGAGAAGAAGGGCUUCGACGAUGACGAUCUGGGAUUUGAAGAAGGCAAGAGUAGCGAGGGACGUAGCUCGCCACCCCAGAGCCCUCCUAACGAAGUGGAAGAAGAGGACCCUCUUCCUCCCAUCCGGCCCCCACGCCAAAGACCAGGCACCAACCCCUACACCCCAGAGCUCCAAACCAGGAACCAUCAACACCUAGACAGCUGUUCACUCUCCAGCUCAGGGUCCACCGUGCUGGAUGAAAAAUCCAACAAUCAGAUGUAUGAAGUGAACAUGAACAACAUCAAGUACAGCUCACCUCGAGUUCAAGACGAUGACGACUUCUCCUACAUGGAUGAUGACGAUGACGACGAGAUUAGGGUGUAAAGUGCCAGAACAGUCUUUGCAAAGACUAAAAGAAGUGGUGGAGGUGGGUUGUGGUCGAUUGGUAAUUGGGAAAACUUGCACGCUGACUCUGAGGACUGAUAAUGGAGAAGAAAGGGAAAACGUACGUUUUAGCCCUUGAUAAUGCUUUUUCACUACAUUUUUCUAGUUCAGGUAUACGGUUACUAGUGACUUUCACCAGAGCAGCCACAUCUGUGAGAGGAAUGUGCUUGCGUGUUUGUAUAUGCCGGAGCGAGGGAAUUCCAUUUCAAAUGGUAAUUAUAGUCUCGUGAGUAUCAUUAAUGAAUUCCAGUGUUGACCGCUUGGAAUGCUGAUGCAGAAGGUUUGUGUGGAACCAAGCCUCACAUUCUCCCAUGAUCGACGCAGAACUCUUGCUUAUGCCUUUAAUCUCUGAAAAACGCUCACGCCAACAGUCUUAAGUUUCCUAUGUUUAAUAGCUUUUGAUUCCGUCUUUAAGUUAUAUCCUAAAUUUUGCCUUGUAUACAAAACUUUAAUGAGUGGAGUACCAUAAAUGUGUUUUGGAGGUUCAACAGAACACUUUAUUAUCUGGCAUAUGUGACCUUUUUCCCAUCGGGAGUUGUUUGUGUUGUAGCUCUGGACUUCGUCGAGAGCUCUGUGUGUGUUUAAGGGGAUUUCCUGUCGGGUCACAUGAAAUUCUCAAUCAUGGGAUGCAGAAAUUGAAAGCAGUGGUGACGUCACAUUACUUCUAGGCAGUAGAAUCGGUCCAAGUGGAAACAAUUAUGACUUCAGUUUUGUGUGUGUGAAUGAGGAUUGAUGUCAAGAGGGCUGAGGAGUGUGUUAUUUGAUUAUCAUUGUAUAGGCUCAGAGAUGAAGAGCGUAGCUCUCUUAUUCAGGGUCUAGUGUAGUGCCUUGAACUUCAAACUGUGCUCAGCAGCAGAAGUGGCUCUGGAGGGUUUUCAUCUCUGAAUGACUCUUAUAGUUCUUUGUGUUUCUGUUUUUAGGUUUGAGGAGAGAUCAACACCCCAUGAUGAGAUUGUAACUUGUGUAGCCACUCUGUGAGUUAGUGCCAUACCUUGUGCAUCAGUUAAAUGUACUUUCUUAAAAUUCUUUAACAUCUACAAAUGAGAGAACACUAUUUUAUGUUCAGAGUUACGUAAAGCUUUCACAAAUGUAGCUUAAAAAUGAAAUGUGUAAUUUCUGCACAAUCAGCCGCACUAAAAUGGAAAAAAAAGGUGGUUGAAGGUGGUGCUACUCAUUUGUUUGACCAGUGGUAAUGUUUAAAACACUGCAGUUUUGAAAUUCUGUUUAGUGCCACAGAAGUAACGUACUUCACUUUUAGGUCUCUAUUAUGAGACUUUCACAAACUAUGCUAACAGUUAGCAAAUUUGCAAACACUGGCAAGACACUAUGGUCUCUGGUUUACCACAGAAAACAUAAACAUAAAAUAGUUACCAUCUAUUAAUUCUCUGGUAGCCAAGCAAGUAUUAAUUGUUCAUUGUGCACUUUGGGAAAUAUAUAUAUAUAUAUAUAUAUAUAUAUAUAUAUAUAUAUAUAUAUA